Messenger RNA from Colletes gigas, 2973 nucleotides. It is a transcript of the gene MYPT-75D, whose product is annotated as protein phosphatase 1 regulatory subunit 16A-like. The record is from RefSeq and is a predicted model, not a curated record. Bases 423 to 2009 code for a protein of 528 amino acids. Gene Ontology annotation, cellular component: cytoplasm. NCBI's taxonomy places the organism in Eukaryota, Metazoa, Arthropoda, Insecta, Hymenoptera, Colletidae. The transcript has 9 exons. Gene Ontology annotation, molecular function: enzyme inhibitor activity; protein binding; phosphatase regulator activity.
ACAGGUACGCGUUGCCUCGCGUGCACGACGCCGCAACAGGGCAAGAAACGACGUAAUUUUCGUGAAAUCGAAACCGCGACGGUCCAUUCGAGACCCCUUCGAUUAUAAUUUUAUACAGUGGGAUCGGUUCGAUCGUGGAUAUCUUGUGAAUUAUGUUACGUUUUCGUCGGUCAACACGGUGGUGAACUUUCUCUCCGCUACGUCUCCUCGCGAGUUUCGAUUCCGCUCAGCUCGGGUACGGCACGACUAAAUUUUCACCGCUCCUCGCGGUCGUUUUUCCAACCGAACGAAAACGAAAAGAAAUAUCGAACGAAUGAACGAACGAACGAACAAACUUCCGCGUUCCAUUGGGUCGCGAAUGAAUAAUUGAACGAACAAAAGCAAUAGCUCGCCAAUCAGGUAAAUACUGCUGCGCAACACAUAUGCCUGUAACGAUGGAACAUUCCGACUUAGUCGCUGAAAUGGUACACGUAGAAAGAUUAACGACUCAAGAGCGUUUACAUUUGGCUCGGCAUAGAAGGCUUCAACAGUUGAAAGUAUGGCGUCAGCGAGAAAAGGAAUGGAUGCGGCAUCAAACUAGGCACACUAGUAACAAACGUCAUAUAUAUUUCAGCGACAAUGUCAUGCUUUUAGAAGCUGCGGCAAGAAAUGACAUAGACGAAGUAAGGCGGCUUUUGAAAAAGGGAGUGAAUCCAGAUUCAACGAACGAAGAUGGACUGACAGCUUUGCAUCAAUGUUGCAUAGACGACAACGAAGAAAUGAUGAAAUUACUUAUUGAGUUCGGGGCAAACGUCAAUGCAGAAGACAGUGAAAAAUGGACGCCGUUACAUGCUGCUGCCACUUGCGGCCACUUGCAUUUAGUCAAAAAUCUUAUUGCCAGAGGUGCCAAUUUAUUAGCCGUUAACGCUGACGGUAAUAUGCCUUAUGAUAUAUGUGAAGAUGAAAAAACAUUGGAUUGUAUCGAAGGAGAAAUGGCAAGACGUGGCGUUACUCAAGAGUUAAUUGAUGAAACUAGAGCUUCUAUAGAAGUACAGAUGUUGAGACAUUUGCAACAUGUAGCUAAUCUAGGUGGUGAUCUCGAUUACAAAGAUCAUCAAAGUGCUACACCGCUUCACAUUGCAGCUGCAAAUGGUUACUUAAGGGUAGUUGAAUUUCUCUUGGAUCAGCAUGUUUCAACUGACGUUGAAGACAACGACAAAUGGCAGCCAGUUCAUGCAGCUGCAUGCUGGGGACAUCUAGAAGUACUCGAGCUAUUGGUACAAAAUGGAGCUGACUUGAAUGCCAAAAACAAACACGAUGAAACUCCAGCUGAUAUUUGCGAGGAUCCCGAGAUAAGAGAAAGGAUAAUGGAACUUAAAACGGAGCAAGAAAGCAAACGAUUACGGGAAGCGCAGGGAAGACGAGUACGUAGAUCUCAAAGUAUAAAUACACGUACUCAAAGUGUAAGACGGACUUCGAUCAGAGAUAAGGUAUUGACUACGAAAAAGGAUGCUCAAGAAGAGGCUCGUCUCAGAUUACAAGCUCAACAGACAUACGUUGGCGGUUCUACUGCGAAUAUGCCGAAAACGGAAAACGAAUUCAACGCGCGUGAAAAUACGAAUAAUGAGACAGAUUCUAAUGCACCGCCAACAGCAGUACGCAAAGCUCCAGAAGGAAAGGACAAUGAAUCUUUCCUCCACGAAGACGUCGAUAAAGAAUCAGUGACAGGGUCCGAAUCGCCGGUUGGCAAUCAGCAGCCGAUCUACACGCCGGACCGCGAUACCAAUGGCAAGAUCAACAUACACGUCUCGGUAGUGUUUGUCAAAUCGUUGUCGGAUUUGAAGAAACAGAGGGCGCAAAACCGGCACAUAUCCACCGGCUCGAUAGACGCGAAUGGAAAUGGUAUUCCUGUAUCGCCCAUCGCCAAUUCUGAGAUGAACGCCGCCGGGGAUUUCCAGCGUUUUACCGGGAACACCAGCGACAUCGUCGGCGACAAUCAUUCCGAGAAAAGUUGCUGCAUCGUCACCUAACACAUCUCAUUCGCUGCAUUUAAUAUCUUUUAUUUGCACGCUUUUACCACGUUCGCUAUUGUAAACAAUCCGAUCGAACCGUUCUUUUUACUUAAAAAGAAGAUCAGAAAUGUACAGAAUGAACAAUAUUUUAAUGCAUCUUUGUUUCAAACAGUCUCGAAUCUUUUAUUGAGAUAUUCUCUCAAACGAUGCGCUCCGUAGACAUAAGAUUCACGAAUGGAUUUUUUUUAAUACGUAUUGUACUUAAACGAGUAUUUAAGUAGCAAUUGGAAUGCGAGAGAUAAUUUUAACGAAAUUGAACUUGUACAUAAUUUUAUUUAUUAUUGCGUAAAUUAAUGUAUAUUUCGAACAAUAAUUGUCAAAUUGUAUAUUGCGCGAAACGCGUCCUUGCAGCUAAUGUGUAUGAUACAGAGUAUUCCCCGCGUUUUUCAUAAAGAGUAUUUUUUUAUAUUAAUUUAGAUAUCUAUAUUUCUACGAACACGUUUAUUUGUAAAUUCCGAUGUUUUCUAUCGUAUUACAUAUGUCCUGUUUCUUCCUUUAAAAUACAUCGUAAAUUAUAUGACAUCUAAUUAAACUUAAUUUCGUAUCUUACAUCUAAAUAUUAAUAUUUUAUCAGUGCAAUGUAUGCAAUAAUGUAUUUUAUGGACACUGAUAAAGUGUAAAUACCAUUGCAUUUCUCAUUUAGAAAACUUUUUAAUUUAUACACCCUGGAUGUCAUUCGCGAUAGUACUUUCUUUAAUUAAAAAUUUCCUACAAAUAAUCAUGUUAUCAACAAUGCGUUAUCAACAAUGAUAAUGCCGAAAUUAUUUUUAAUUCAUAUUACAUUUAUUAAAACAUUCUUUUUGUCCUUUAGAGAUAUAUAUACACACGGAGGUAAAAUUGUUAAUAUAAAUAUUUUCGAAAAUAUUAUACCAAUGUAGAUUGCAUUUUUUUUUAAAAAAAAACGCAGAAACAAACAAAAUCA